AUGCUUUUUUUGCUUGCUAUUGCUGCUCUUUUGGCUACACCUAUUGUGGGUGAUUCGUGUCAAUCAUACAAUCAUCCUACAUAUGGCAAAACUGGUAAAUGUAUUAAAACUUCCAACUGUCCGAAUUCUCUUUACAUAUCAAAUUUAUGUGAAAGUCAACCAGCUGAUGUAAAAUGCUGCUUCUCGUCUGGCACGUCUACUGGAACUGGUAGCUGUCCAACCAUCGUCAGUCGUGCUAGUUGGGGUGCCCGAGCAGCAAAAAGUAAAACGAAUAUGGCUACUCCCGUCUCUCAUGUCGUUAUCCAUCAUACAACUGGUGCUACUUGCACAACAAAAGCUUCAUGUAUAACGAAAAUGAAAGGAUUUCAAAAUUAUCAUAUGGAUAGCAAUGCUUGGGCCGAUAUUGGAUAUAACUUUUUAGUUGGUGAAGACGGUAAUGUUUACGAAGGACGAGGAUGGUCAUUAGUCGGUGCUCAUUGUAUUGGUUAUAAUUCUAAAUCUAUCGGUAUUUCGGUUAUCGGGGAUUAUACUUCGCGUAAACCAAGUACAGCAGCUCUGAGUGCAGUGAAAGCUCUGAUUAAAUGUGGUAUUUCCAAAGGUAUUAUUCGAAGUAAUUAUGUUCUUCGAGGACAUCGUGACCUUGAUAGUACUAGCUGUCCUGGUAAUUCUUUCUAUGCAGAAAUUAAAACAUGGGCUGCUUAUCGAUCAGUUCAACGAAUCAGUUCAACUCCUUCAUUUAAUUUUCCUGAAGAUUAUCUUGUUAUGCGAGAUAUGUAA
Messenger RNA from Adineta steineri, 777 nucleotides. NCBI's taxonomy places the organism in Eukaryota, Metazoa, Rotifera, Eurotatoria, Adinetida, Adinetidae. The record is from the annotation of a GenBank genome assembly.